This is a messenger RNA of Suillus discolor, 1515 nucleotides long. RefSeq lists its product as uncharacterized. NCBI's taxonomy places the organism in Eukaryota, Fungi, Basidiomycota, Agaricomycetes, Boletales, Suillaceae. Bases 461 to 1264 code for a protein of 267 amino acids. The record is from RefSeq and is a predicted model, not a curated record. The transcript is spliced from 4 exons.
CUGUCAUGUACCGAGAACUCGAAUUCCUGAAUACCGUCUGGCGCAAAAUCGAGCGCCUCAGUCGCUAAUAGCAUUUGGACAAGCCCCUAUCGACUCCUCACACUCGCUGAACCCCACCGCUUUCUAGGCCAGGCUAUCCGAUGUUCGCGUCCAAGCUUUCAGUCGUGUUCGGUCCUCUCAUCAUUUGUGAGAAGCGCUAUGUAAGGUAUAAUACGUACGUAUACACAAUGACCAAAACCAUUUCAACUGUUUUGGUUAUUCGAAGCUUGGUUCACUUUCCUCUUGACUUGCUUCCACCCUUCUUUGUCUUCUGCUCGUCGUUGUGUAACUUCCGCGACUUUAUACCCUAUAUCGCCAGUCACUCAUUUGUCCAUACGCUCCUUAGCUAUAUCCUAAAAACAACAAUUCUAGCCACCUGAAACCUCACCUGACUUUCGGAGUCAGUCUACUAUAAUUCCCAAUGCUAGUGUCCUCAGCCAUCCUCCUCGCUUCUGCGAUUCUUCCUUUCACCCUUGGCGGCACCCAUGGCCAUAACCAACGCGGACGCCAUCAAGAAUUAGCCCAGCGGGCGCGAGGCGACGUGGGCAACCACAAACGCUCUUUCGACAACGCACGCUUCACCUUUUAUGACGUUGGCUUGGGUGCUUGUGGGCAGUACAGCUCUCCUAACGAUUUCAUCGUUGCCCUCAAUGUCGCCCAAUAUGGUGAAGGUUACCCGGGUCCGCAGUGCUUCAAGUCCAUUAUCAUUUCGUAUGGGGACAAAUCUGCCCAGGCCACCAUCAUGGACAAAUGUAUGGGGUGCCCGUACGGUGGGCUUGACUUCUCUGAGAGUCUUUUCAGUUACUUCGCUUCUGAAAGUGGUGGCGUUCUGUACGGGUCGUGGCGUUUCAAUGAUGGCGUCAGCAAACGUGCAGUAUCCACGAGCUCCAAAUGGAUGCCUACGCCGGUUCCUCGUGCUGAUUUGCCCAUGCCUAUUUACACACAGUCAGGCCUGCACCACUAUGCCGCUGACACAAACGCCACCACCUCCACCAUAUCUGCAUCCGAAACCAGCACUACAUCUACAAGCGAAACCCCUACUACUUCUCUGACCGACACCAGUACCACAUCUACGAGCGAAACCCCCACUACCUCUCUGACCGACACUAGUACCACAUCUACAAGCGAAACCCCCACCACUUCCCUGACCGACACUAGCACCACAUCUACGAACUCUUUCCCAACGACGUCACGGUUGACUGCUCAUAUGACGGCACGGGUUUAGCGGUCAUUCUCCGAGUAUACGGAAGCUCCUAUGGAAAUUCCUACUUUAAGCUCUCACGAGGUGUAAUUUAUUUCAUUUUUACAUCAUGAUGUCAUUGAUGUCUUCUUACAUCCUAACUCUUUGCGGAACUCCUUUCCUCAAGACAGUGGCUGAUGAGGAGAAUCCUUGCAUCAAAGUUCUUGUUGUUAAUGCUGGAUUCGAGAGGCCACGACUCAUCUGAAGGUACUUUAGAACUGAAUGAUGGCUCAGAU